CUCUGCUCCCGCGGCUCGACCUAGCUGCACUCGGCUGAUGAAGCACUCCACGUGACACCCUUGUCGGGCCAACAUGGCGGCGGCCGCAGGACCUUCAUUUUGGCUGGGGAAUGAAACCCUGAGGGUGCCGCUGGCACUCUUCGGCCUGAACCGGCGGCGCCUGUGUGAGCGUCUGCGGAAGAACUCGGCUGUGCAGGCUGGCUCUGUGGUGCUGCUGCAGGGCGGGGAGGAGACGCAGCGCUACUGCACCGACACCGGGGUCCUCUUCCGCCAGGAGUCCUUCUUUCACUGGGCGUUUGGUGUCACCGAGCCAGGCUGCUACGGCGUGAUUGAUGUCGACACCGGGAAGUCGACCCUGUUUGUGCUCAGGCUUCCCGCUAGCUAUGCCACCUGGAUGGGAAAGAUCCAUUCCAAGGAGCACUUCAAGGAGAAGUAUGCCGUGGACGACGUCUGGUACACGGACGAGAUUGCCACUGUCCUGACGUCACAGAGCCCCUCUGUCCUCCUCACUCUGCGCGGCGUCAACACGGACAGCAGCAGUGUCUGCAGGGAGGCCUCCUUCGAGGGCAUCAGCAAGUUCAAUGUCAACAACACCAUUCUUCACCCCGAGAUCGUGGAGUGCCGAGUAUUUAAGACAGAUAUGGAGCUGGAAGUUUUGCGCUACACCAAUAAGAUCUCCAGUGAGGCACACCAGGAGGUGAUGAAGGCUGUAAAAGUGGGAAUGAAAGAGUAUGAGAUGGAAAGCCUCUUCGAGCAUUACUGCUACUCCCGAGGCGGCAUGCGCCACAGCUCCUACACCUGCAUCUGCGGCAGUGGUGAGAACUCAGGCGUGCUGCACUACGGACAUGCCGGGGCUCCCAACGACCGCACGAUCCAGGACGGAGACAUGUGCCUCUUCGACAUGGGUGGUGAGUAUUACUGCUUCGCUUCCGACAUCACGUGCUCCUUUCCUGCCAACGGCAAGUUCACCGCAGACCAGAAGGCCAUCUACGAGGCGGUGCUGCGGAGCUGCCGCGCUGUCAUGAGUGCCAUGAAGCCAGGCGUCUGGUGGCCUGACAUGCACCGCCUGGCCGACCGCAUCCACCUGGAGGAGCUGGCCCGCAUCGGCAUCCUGAGCGGCAGCGUGGACGCCAUGGCCCAGGUCCACCUGGGAGCCGUGUUCAUGCCUCACGGGCUGGGCCACUUCCUGGGCAUUGACGUGCAUGACGUGGGCGGUUACCCCAAGGGCGUGGACCGCAUUGACGAGCCCGGCCUGCGGAGCCUGCGUACUGCACGGCACCUGGAACCGGGCAUGGUGCUCACCGUGGAGCCGGGCAUUUACUUCAUCGACCACCUCCUGGACGAGGCCCUGGCAGACCCGGCCCGCGCCUGCUUCUUCAACCGCGAGGUCCUGCAGCGCUUUCGGGGUUUUGGCGGGGUCCGCAUCGAGGAGGACGUCGUGGUGACUGGCAGUGGCAUGGAGCUGCUGACCUGCGUGCCUCGCACUGUGGAGGAGAUUGAGGCGUGCAUGGCGGGCCGUGACAAGGCCUUUACUCCCUUCUCUGGCCCCAAGUAGAGCUGGCUGGAGUGCCCAGCAGGACUGGGUGCCCGCCUUGCACCUUCUCUGGACACCGGUCAGCCUGCCGAUUGCCUGGCCCUCCGGUGGCAGGAGAUGGUGCUGAGAAAUGAGAACCCGGCACUGACAUUGGAUCAUACCGGAGAGUGCGGUUUCCUCGGGAAAAAAGCUUUUUUUAUUAAUCUUCUGCAAGAUUACGUCUGUUAUGCACUUUGCUUAGAUGACCCUGGUUCUUAAAAUGCUGAUAGAAAAUAAUCCUGUUUUUAGUAGCAGCUACAACAUGUCUCGCUGCCGUUUGUGUGUGUGCCUUUUCUCUCCAAAAUCAAUAUGUAAUAAAGAUUUUCUAACGUGGCCCUCGGGGCACGGCUGCCUCUUCCUCCUUCAUCCUUUGCAGGUGAGCACGGUGUGCAUCUUGGGACCCAUGCAUCUUGCAAGGAUGGCUCCCCUGGUGUCAGCAUCAAGGGCCAGUUCUCGGGAAGCAGUGUCAGCGGCACAGGCCCUCCGAACUCUGCCUCAGACUGGCCUGGUGGGACAGGGUGGAGCCCCUCCCGGAAGCCUGCUCUGAGUGCCGGGGUCUCUGCUGGGCUUCCGUCACUCUGUCGCUGGCUGCACUGCUGCCCGGGUCUAACAGGCAUCAGCGCCACUGGAGCACUUGG
Trichechus manatus latirostris (Florida manatee) is the source of this 2211-nucleotide messenger RNA. RefSeq names its product peptidase D (gene PEPD). Lineage: Eukaryota; Metazoa; Chordata; Mammalia; Sirenia; Trichechidae. The transcript has 15 exons. Gene Ontology annotation, molecular function: metalloaminopeptidase activity; manganese ion binding. The record is from RefSeq and is a predicted model, not a curated record. Bases 74 to 1555 code for a protein of 493 amino acids.